AUUUCCGUCAACGCGUUAAAACACAUAAUACGAGCUAAAAACGUCGGUGAACGGCGGUUUUGGCUGGUGAUGUUCACACUCGCAUUGUUCGGCACCGGAUUCUGCGUGUUGGAAGUCUGGAAAGUCUACGAGUCCAGUUUCACUAAAACCAUUAUAUUGUCCACGUCUUAUUUGUACUCCGACGCGCCGUUUCCGUCUGUGACCAUUUGCGAACCGAGCAGAGUGUACGAUCCCGUUAUCAAAACCUUGUAUGACAACUCUUCCGGACUGCCGGGUUCGUACAAUGAAGCUGUGUUCAAAAUAAUGGCGGCUUUGGCCACGAUCCGUUUACCACUGUUUGAAGAUUUUAUCGAAAUAAAAAAAUUCGAAAAACAUUACGAAGAGCUCAACAAACUCAACAUCAGUGACAUGCUUCUAAAGGCGGUCCGUCCGUGCGACACAAUUUUUGACUCUCCGUGCUGGUGGCGUAAUAGUUUCUACAACUGUUGUGAUCUCUUCGAACUCCAGAAAACCUGCUACGGUUACUGUUACAGUUUCAACUCAGACGUAUCAGAAUACAGUAAACGAAAAACGCAAUUUUACGGGAUGUACGGGGACACAAAUAACUACUGGAUUGACGAUCGGGAAAUGCUCAAGAGGCCUAGGAGAACUGGUGGAAGUGGUCCGUGGUCUGGAUUGUGGUUUUCCAUGCGUGCUCAAAAGAUUCCGUCCUACAUAAAUGCCAAGAGUGGAAUAGUGGUUAUGAUUAGGGAUCCUAGCGCCUUGCCGAUCGAUCGAGGAAUGAUGGUGGCCAAAGGUACUAGUGGCUACAUAAAAGUAUGGGGCGAUAAAGUAAUUCCGACGAAACGUCUCAUACGCGUCAAACCCGAAAAGAGACACUGUCUGUACCCCGACGAAAAGACCUAUUUGGGCCGAGGUUAUUUGACGUCAAACUGUUUGUUCAACUGUUACCAACGGUUUAUGUUUCACGAUUGUAAGUGCGUGCCGAGUUUCUAUUAUUUUCACUACGAAAAAGAUCUUCCUUAUCCCGAUUGCAACGUAGAAGGACUCGUAUGCUUGGCUGAACAUUCAUCAAGUUUCAUUAAUAUCGUGGAUCGUGACAAAAAUUUAUCCACGAAUUUAAGAUGCAAAUGUCCAGGUGAUUGUCGCAGCCAAAAGUAUAAGUCUAACAUUGUCGUAUUAAAUGAAACAUCGAGAGCCGACCAAAUUACCAUUGACGUUUUCUUUCACAGGUCUACGUGUUUUCUGUACGAAACGGAUUUAGUGUUCGACUUUAUGAAUGCUCUAGUCGGCUACGGAGGAGUCUGCGGACUUUUUCUCGGGGCGUCAUUAAUCAGUGGCGUUGAAUUCAUAAAUUUCAUGACGUUUCGUUUGUAUGACUAUUGGUUGAACCGUCGACAUCGWAACAAAAUCGUCCAACGUUUCAUGAAUUGA
Molecule: messenger RNA, 1434 nt
Organism: Diuraphis noxia (Russian wheat aphid)
Lineage: Eukaryota; Metazoa; Arthropoda; Insecta; Hemiptera; Aphididae
Product: pickpocket protein 19-like
Biological process (GO): sodium ion transmembrane transport
Cellular component (GO): plasma membrane
Molecular function (GO): ligand-gated sodium channel activity
Source: RefSeq, a predicted model, not a curated record